Molecule: messenger RNA, 315 nt
Organism: Laccaria bicolor S238N-H82
Lineage: Eukaryota; Fungi; Basidiomycota; Agaricomycetes; Agaricales; Hydnangiaceae
Exons: 3
Coding region: 1-315 (104 amino acids)
Source: RefSeq, a predicted model, not a curated record
AUGCCUCUCGGUGGCGUCAUCAACGAUGAGAGGAGCACAGAUAGUCUUUUGCAGAGAGUGCCUCUUACCCAUGGUGAGCUAGAUUUGUGGCAAAACAGGUGGAUUAUUCCACUGCAACAAAAGAACACUAUGGGAGACUGUAAUUCAAACACAAAUCUGGUAGGAGAAGAUACCACUGUCAUGCCAAUCCUGUAUUUGGUCCAGGAACGAUACUGCAUGAGUGUGGACCUCCUCCAUGAGAGUGAGAACAAGCCUGAUGUCCUUGCCCACAAGAUCAGAAUAUCGGUAUACAUCCCCAUACCCAUGCUCUUGUAA